GAAUGUUCUUUUGUUUGUAUUCGUACGCGGCAGAUCUGUAUGCACGCGUUUUGCUAUCGUCGUUCAAAUAAGUUCAAAGUGAUUGUGAAGCAAAGUUUUUGAAACUUUCAAAGUUUUGUGAAGUCAUUAAACUAAUUUUCUGUGAAGUGUUCAGUAUAUUGUGAAUCAAAUUGAAGCUUUUUUUAAUGAUUUUAAGUCAAAGAUACGUUUGCCACUGUAGAAUGUAGUAAUACUUUACGGGACACAAAGUUGAGUGAACUUUCGUACAUUGUUAGCAGGAAUCAUAAGUUAAUUCCACAGGUGAUCGUAAUGUUGUGACAAAACUUAAACCUAGCAACCAUUUAAUAAUGACUAUAUACUUACGAAGCUUUAAGAAAACCCGACAGGAUUUGUCUCAAGGAAACGUUCGAAAAACAAUCGUGACUGAAUCGUGAAGUUCUGAAAUGCUGUUGUGGGAACAUUUCAAACGUGUUAUGGAAAAAUUGAAGAAUUAGCUUAGCACGGCUGAUCAAGAUGGUUUUGAACAAAAAGUGUGGUGUCUUUGUUAUUCUUCUGUUCUCUAUUCAAAAUUCCUUGACAGCAGACACUGCAAUUCAAAUGCAGCCGCCGCGGUUCACAAUGCAACCUUCAUCUUCCAAUAGCAUAGUCAGAGAAGGCACAACAAAAAUAUUGCAGUGUUCGGCUAAAGGCAUCCCACAACCGUUGUACAGAUGGCUCAAAAACGGUAUACCGUUGGGCGACUAUUCGUCGGAAUUGUUUUAUAAAAUCCACAACACCCAGCGACAAGAUGCUGGCGCCUAUCAAUGUAUCGCAAAGAAUGAUGUUGGAGCAAUUUUCAGUGAAAAGAACAACAUUGUUGUCGCCUAUAUGGGUGUUUUUGAGAACACUGUUGAGAAGGUAGUGAAAGUUGAGUCUGGAAGAUCGGCUAUUUUAGAUUUUCCUCACAUAGAUUCAGAACCACCACCGUCAGUAAUUUGGCAAGAGGAAAAUUCUGUAAAUGGUGUUUUAAGAUACGAUCAAAAAUAUGCAAUAACUGAUAAACAUCAACUAGUAAUACUUUGCGCUUCACAGGACGACCAAAAAGCAUACAGAGCACGUGCAAUAAAUACACAACUAGGUAAAGUUGAAAACAGUCCAUACAUAAGAUUAGAUGUUACCGGUGACGAUAACAAAGAAAUAGCACCGGAGAUUAUUAUUAAACCACAAGACACGAAAAUAAUAAAGGGUCAAGAGUAUACAAAUAUUUACUGCAUCGCAAAUGCGAGACCACUUCACGAGCUCGAAACGCUGUGGUUCAAAGACGGCUUACUGAUCGACUUAGCGGGAAUUACUUACGACUUAAACGAUCAGUGGAAUCGAACACUGAGUCUUAUAUCAGCUACUUUAAAUCAUACUGGGCAAUAUACAUGUCAAGCGAGAUUAAAGACGGGCGGGUUCGCCACAGUCGCAGCGUCAGCCAAGGUCACAGUAUUUGAAAAACCAGUGAUGAUAUCUAAUCUAAAAUCAGAAACGUUCGCCGAGUUCGGUAGCACGAUCGUUUUGGAAUGCAACGUUCAAGGCAUGCCGUUACCGAGUAUAACGUGGUACAAAGAUGCGCGAAAGAUUGCAAGCGUAGGGGCCGAUGCCGAGGACUCUGAUAAUGACGUAGAUGACGGCGGCGGAAGAUACAGGGUGGAAGUAGAUAGGUCACUCGUUAUCAGCAACUUGAAGAUGGAUGAUAUGGGCAUAUAUCAAUGCAUCUCGAGCAACGAAGCCGGGGAGUCUUCUAUCUACACCUGGUUGAAAAUAAAAACAAAGGAAAAUAUACGCCUUCCGCGCAGUCACAUGAAGUUAAUAAGAAUGAGGACCACAGAUAAAAAGGCAAAAACUUUCAAAUUUGAUACCGGCACGUCCCCGCCCAUAAUGCAGAGCGCGCCCGCCAACCUCACGGUGCUGGACGGCAAGGACGCCACCAUCGUGUGCCGGGCCGUCGGCGCGCCAACGCCCAACGUUACCUGGUAUUUCAACGAUUCUCUCAUAAUAAAUUUAUCCGGGAGACUGCAAGCCCUGGAGGAGGGGGACUUGUUGAUUACCAGCACAACUUCAGUGGACAGUGGCAAAUAUACUUGCGUGCGUGCGAAUGACGCCGGCAGCGUUUCUGGCGAAGCAUUCCUUACCAUCCUUGUGCGUACUCAAAUAAUCGCCCCGCCCGUGGAUACGCGAGUAUUAUUAGGACACACUGCAACUCUGCAGUGCAAAGUAUCCAGCGAUCCGAACGUCAAGUACAACAUCGACUGGUUCCACAACAAACAGCCCAUGACAGCGGGCUCUCGCGUGUGGGUGUCAGCCGACGGCGCGCUGCAAGUGCAGGCGGUGCGUGCGAGUGACGCGGGCGAGUACACGUGCGUGGUGACGUCACCCGGCGGCAACCACACGCGCCGCGCGCUGCUGUCGGUCAUCGAGCUGCCGUUCGCGCCCACCAACGUGCGCGCCGAGCGGCUGGACGCGACCCCGCAGCGCGCCGUCAACGUGUCCUGGACCCCCGGCUUCGACGGCAACUCACCCGUGCACAAGUACAUCGUGCAGCGGCGUAUAGUGCCCGAGUUCGGUCCGACACCUGAUCCUCUGCUGAACUGGGUCACGGAAUCGAUGAACGUAUCGGCUACUCAACGUUGGGUGUUGCUAACCAGCUUGAAGGCAGCCACGUCCUACCAGUUCAGAGUAUCAGCCGUCAACACCGUCGGAGAGGGUCCCCCGUCUGAUCCAACUGAAGUUCUGACGUUGCCGCAAGAAGCACCCUCCGGCCCGCCGUUGGGUUUUAUGGGUUCAGCGCGAUCGUCCUCCGAAAUAAUCACUCAAUGGCAGCCACCUCUAGAGGAACAUCGGAACGGACACAUCCUCGGAUACGUCAUCAGAUACCGUUUGAAAGGCUACGACAAUAGUCCGUGGACGAACCAAAAUAUUACCAACGAGGCUCAGAGGAAUUACCUCAUACAAGAUUUGAUCACGUGGAAGGAUUACAACGUACAGAUCGCUGCGUACAACGACAAAGGCGUUGGCGUGUUCUCGGAUAGUUACACGAUUAAAACAAAAGAGGGCGUCCCCGAGGCGGCCCCCGACAGCGUCCGCUGCGAAGCGGCCAACUCCACCGCCAUACAAGUGUGGUGGACGCCGCCCAACCCACAGAAGAUUAACGGAAUUAAUCAGGGUUACAAAAUUCAAGCAUGGAAGUGGGACGAGGCAACCAACGACAGCGUCGAACACAGACUUGUUAGCGUCCCGCCCAACCUGCUGGACCCUCUGACCGAACAAACAGCUCUGAUAACUGGCCUCGAAAAGUUCACAGAGUAUAACAUCUCCGUGUUGUGCUUCACCGAGCCUGGUGACGGACCUCGCAGUGACUUCGUGCUUGUGAGAACUAAGGAGGACAAACCGGACGAGAUUGUAAACUUACAAUUCGAUGACAUAUCAGAUAGGGCAGUGAGGGUAUCUUGGUCGCCACCAAAGAAAUCUAACGGAGUCCUAAUAGGAUACAAAUUGAAGUAUCAGAUAAAAGAAAACCCCGAUUCACUCAAGGAGGAAGUUCUGCCGCCUAGCAAUACCAGUAUAAGGGUGGAACACUUGCAGGCGAGCACGCAGUACCAGUUCUGGGUGAGCGCGCUGACGGCAGUGGGCGAGGGCGGGCCGCGCUCCGCCGUCAUCCAGUCGGGCGUGGAGCCGGUGCUGCCGCACGCGCCGCGCAACCUGGCGCUGUCCAACAUCGACGCGCACUCCGUGCUGCUGCAGUUCACGCCGGCCUUCGAUGGAAACUCCUCCAUCUCGCUGUGGACUGUGCAGGCGCAAACAGCACGCAACUCAUCCUGGGUGACAAUCUACGAAGUGAACGCGCCCGAUGCCCAGUCCAUCCUAGUAACGGGCUUGGUCCCGUUCACAACGUACCGACUGCGGGUGAUCGCCACCAACGUGGUCGGCUCGUCCCCGCCCUCCGAGCCCUGCAAAGAGUUCCAGACAAUCCAGGCGCCGCCGCGGCACCCUCCCAGGAACGUUACCGUCCGAGCUGUCAGCGCCAACAACCUCAGAGUUAGAUGGAUUCCUCUACAGCAGAGUGAAUGGUACGGCAACCCAAAAGGCUACAACAUAACGUACAAGCGCAGUGGCACCAACGACACACUGUACAGUAUCAUUGAGGACCACACAGCCAACUCGCACGUGCUAUCAAACCUGGAGGAGUGGUCGGUGUAUGAGAUCACGAUGACCGCUAUCAACGAAGUCGGUACAUCAGCUGUUAGUCCCACGGCUACAGAGAGGACACGCGAAGCAGUGCCGUCCACUGGCCCGGUGAACGUAUCAGCAAACGCCACAUCCUCCACAACAGUGGUCGUUCUAUGGGGAGACAUUCCCGUACAAGAUCAGAACGGUCUCAUCGAAGGGUACAAAGUGUGCUACGCCGCAGUGGUGCCGCCCCCUAGACCGGAACACAAGAAAGUUGAAUGCCACCCCAUAACAUCGAACCUGACCCACACGGUGACUUUGACGGAGCUCCGGAAGUAUGUGGUGUACCAAAUACAAGUGUUGGGUUACACCAGGUUGGGAGACGGUGCACUCAGCGACCCGCCGGUUACCGUCAGGACUUUUGAAGACACUCCCGGGCCUCCGUCGAACGUUUCGUUUCCCGAUGUAACGUUUACAACAGCACGGAUAAUAUGGGACGUGCCCGAAGAUCCGAACGGCGAGAUACUGGCGUACAAAGUUACAUACCACCUGAACAGUUCCACGCAUCACAUGUUCUCGAAGGAAUUCUUGCCAUCUGACAGGACGUUUAGAGCGACGGAGCUGUCGUCGGAGCAGUACUACCUGUUCUCGGUGACGGCGCAGACGCGCGUGGGCUGGGGCGCCACGCUGCGCGCGCUUGUGCUCACCACCGUGAACCGCGCCGCGCCCGCGCCGCCCGCGCGCCCCAACGUGGCGCGCUCGCUGCUGCAGCCGCACCAGAUCACCUUCUCGUGGACGCCCGGCGACGACGGCUAUGCGCCUCUCCGGUAUUACACCAUACAACAAAAAGAAGACGGUGGGACAUGGCAAACUCUUCCCGAGCGAGUUGAUCCAUUCUCCACGUCGUACACAGUGGAGGGGCUCAAGCCCUACACCGCGUAUCAGUUCCGGAUACGAGCCACCAACGACAUCGGGCCCAGUCGCUAUAGCAACGCCACGGAGACGGUCCGCACUUUACCUGCAGCGCCAAGUAAAGCGGUGGAGAACCUGCGCGUGGUGCCCAUCACGCCGAGCAGCGUGCGCGUGCAGUGGGCGCCGCUGGGCGAGCAGCACUGGAGCGGCGACGCGCGCACGGGCGGGUACGCCGUGCACUACCAGCCGCUCACCGACUUCCCCGCCUCGCUGCACAACACCAUGAAGGUGGACGUGCCCGGGAUCAAGAGCGAAGAAGUGGUACUGACGGAGCUGGCGCUGGACCGCAACUACGAGAUCAGCGUGUACGCCGUGAACUCGCAGGGCGCGGGCCCGGGCGGCGCGCCCGCCGUGGUGUGGGUGGGCGAGGCGGUGCCCACCGCGCCGCCGCAGGGCGUGGCCGCGCGCGCGCUGUCGCCCACCGAGGUGGCGCUCACGUGGCACCCGCCGCACCUCGCGCAGCAGAACGGCGACCUGCUCGGGUAUAAGAUAUUCUACUUGAUGACGGAGUCCCCCGAGGAGCCGGAGCCAGGACGCCGCGCGGAGGAGGAGAUCGAAGUAGUCCCCGCCAGCGCCACCGCGCACUCGCUCGUCUUCCUCGACAAGUUCACGCAGUAUCGGAUACAGGUGCUGGCCUUCAACCCGGCGGGCGACGGGCCGCGCUCGAGCGCGCUGCUGGUGCGCACGCACCAGGGGCUGCCGUCCGCGCCGCGCAACAUCUCCUUCGCCGACAUCACCAUGAACAGCCUGGUGGUGUCGUGGGAGCCGCCGCAGCGCCGCAACGGGCUCAUACACUCCUACCUCGUCACCUACGAGACCGUGGAGCAGGACGAACGGUUCAGCAAGCAGGUGAAGCAGAAGGUGUCAGAGCGGCGGCUGGCGGUGGGCGCGCUGGAGGAGGAGGCGGAGUACCGGUUCGCGGUGCGUGCGCUGACGGUGGGCGCGGGCCCGGCGGGCGAGGCGCGCGUGCGCACGGGCCCGCAGCCCGGCUCGCCCGCGCCGCCCGCCGCCCUGCGCCUGCGCGCCGACCCCGCCGCGCUGCAUCUGCGCUGGACCAACGCCGCCUCCGGCCGCGGCCCGCUGCUCGGGUACUACUUCGAGGCACGGAAGAAAGAUGACACUCGCUGGGAGACGGUAACCAGGACGAGUAACGGGAUCCUCGAAGAGUUCACGAUAUCGUACCAGAGCCUGUUGCCGUCGACGGCGUACUCGUUCCGCGUGAUCGCGUACAACGUGUACGGGAUCAGCAACCCGGCGUACAGCGAGAAGACCAUCGUGACGCCGUCCAAGCUGUACCUGGAGUACGGCUACCUGCAGUACCGGCCCUUCUACCGCCGCACGUGGUUCAUGGUGGCGCUGGCGGCCGCCUCCAUCAUCAUCAUCAUCAUGGUGAUCGCCAUAUUGUGUGUCAAAAGCAAAAGCUACAAGUACAAAAAAGAAGCGCAGAAGACGCUAGAAGAGUCACUAGCCGGCGAGACGGACGAGCGCGGCUCGCUGGCGCUGGAUCUGUACCGCUCGCGCCAGAACUCCGUGGCGAGCGCGGGCGCGCUGGGCGGCACCCUCCGCCGCAAGCCCGCCCCCGCGCUCGCCAAGUCGCCCCCGCGCCCCUCGCCCGCCUCCGUCGCCUACCACAGCGACGAGGAGAGCCUCCGCGGCUACGACGAGAACCCCGACGACUCCUCCCUCACGGAGAAGCCCUCCGAGAUGAGCUCCUCCGACUCGCAGAAUUCUGAGAGCGAGAACGAGAGCGUACGCUCCGAGCCGCACUCGUUCGUGAACCACUACGCGAACGUGAACGACACGCUGCGCCAGUCGUGGAAGAGGCAGCGGCCGGUGCGCAACUACUCGAGCUACACCGACUCGGAGCCCGAGGGCAGCGCCGUCGUGAGCCUCAACGGCGGCCAGAUCGUGAUGAACAACAUGGCGCGCUCGCGGGCGCCGCUGCCCGGCUUCUCGUCCUUCGUAUGACACGGGCCGCCCGACGCGCCGCCCGCGCGCGCCUGCCACAUGUAGAGACCGAUCCGAAUGUGCGUGACGUAGUACUAGAUGUAGUAGACUAAGAGCCAGAGACUGCCAGAUAUUCGUUAUUUCAUAAAAGUAUGAAAGUUUGUCAGCUCAUGCUCCUAUCAUAGCUAAGUAUGGGAGCCAAUGUUCAUGUCCAUGGAAUAAGGGUCCGAAAUAUAUCGACAUCAGUUAAUUAAAGUUAAUUUCUUAAAUAAAUAUAAUAAUAAAGAAAUAAAAGAUUUCUUAAAAAAACUUAAUUUUUUUAAAAAAAAAAUUCCAAACAGCAAAAACGCUGUCGCAAAAACGUCACUAAUUCACUUGAUGUACUAAACGUCAAACUAAUUGUUAAGUUAUAUUUUUGUCAAACGCUCCGUUAGUAAGGGAUUUAUUAUAGGGACGUCAUGAAACAGUUGAAAUAUAGACUGUCAUGGCCGACAGGCGUUUUGGCUCGUAUUAUCUAAAACAUAUUUAUAAACUAAAACUUUCAUAUAAUCACGUCUUAAAAAAAUAAAAAUUUAUUCUAGUAGAAAGAUAAUGAACAAUUUAAGACCAUUAAAAAAAGUGUCAACUAGCCUAUUAUGUGGUUUGGCUUUUGGUUACUGUAAGAGGUAGCUGAUUUCAAGAUUCUAGAGUCCAGAUUUAAGUAAUAAUAUUAUGAUAUUAUUAAUUACAUGAAUUAGCUUUAUUAUGUAUUAACAUUUUACUGAGUUUGAGCAUGACCAGACAAACUUUCAGCUUUUAUAAAAUGACAUAUGCCUGGUUGUUGCUGGCUCUCCGUUUAUAAUGCUAGCCAUACACGAAAAAAUGUACUUGCGCAAGUUUAAACUUCCACAAGUAUAAUAUUGUAACGCAAAUAACUACCAAUAUUAAUGAAACGUUUGCGAUCAUUAGGCUGUCAGCUAUUAGCACGGAUUGUGUAUAGAAUCUUAGUGUUCGGUUCGCAUUUUGUGCGUCCACAGUAUUCGCGUUACAUUACACGUUACGCACGUCUGGAGCCGGCCUAACGCACUGCCAACCCAUUCCCAAUGCAUUCGUUUGUAGCACAUUUCGUAUGUACAUAUCAAAUUUUAUUGUUGAAUUUCAUAUUUUUAAGUCUUACUAAGUAUAAGAAUAUUAUUGAAUACGACUUAAUUAUUUAUAGACAUGACAGGAAGUUGGGAUCAAUCUAGAUAUCUCAAAUCAUAUUCAUAAAUCUCAUUGACACACAAUCGCUUUUGAGGUAUCAGCAUAAACGCAAAUACUCUCAAGGGUGUAAGAGAAAGCGUUUUAAGAAAUGUUAUUUGUGUAUAUGUAUAUAAUUAUUGUUUAUACACCAUAAGAAUGAGUUCCAAACACAUUAACAACUAUGGUGUUAUAGAUAGAGUACUUAAAUUAACUUGUCUGAUGACAAUAAGCCUACCAAUCGGUAUAUACAUUCAAUACAAUUUUGAUUGAAUCAAAAUGAUUUUAAUUAAAUUAUAUUAUUAUAAUAAAAAUAAUAGAAAAAUUAAUAGACAAAUUGAACCCUACUUCCGCUUAAGCAUUAUAUUAUUGUAAGAGGCAGCUUCGUGACAAAACACCAUCGCGUAAAUUAAUUUCAAUAUUUUAUGUGCGACAAAAAUAUUUAAUAUUGUUUUUCGCUAAAAUAUAGUUAUUAAAAUAAAUAAAUUAUGCGGUGAUGUGUUUGUUAAUUCUUGUUCACAAUAUGAAGCUGCUAAUUUAGUUUUAUUGACACAUGUUAUUAAAGUUUUUAGGUCAAUUAUUAUUAAUAGUAAAUAUUAUGAGAUGUAGAUAUAUGUAUCUAACGUUUAAUGCAGCUGUAAAGAAAUAUGGAUCUCUUUAGAUCAAUGUAAUUUUAGAUUUUUUUAAUUCUUCCUAUGACGCAGUUUAAGACAUUAUGUAUAAAUUAAUAAUAAAUAUCACGUGUGCUGCUACCUAUAUAAAAAUAUACUUCACGCCUACACUUCUGGCACGUGCCAUUUUUUUAAAAGUAAAUAAACAUCCCAUCGCAUUAAAUUUUUUUUUAUGGUUAGUAUGCCAGAAGCAUAGGCAUGCGGUAUAAAUGAUUAAUAUAAUCAAUUUUAGCUUUGACUUGACGUUUUUAACUUAAUCGUGAAUACUACACACUUCUGACCUUUAUACAGUAUUAACAUUAAUUAUAUUUAUCAUUCCACUUUGAUAUAGUAAUAUUAAUGUAAGAAUAAUAAUAAUAAUAAUGUAUUUAUAAUCCCUAAAUCUUUCAUUGCUUUUGUAUUAUUUAAGUGUUAGUCCAUUUGAUAUGGACUGUUCCUGGUUAUAGAAUUAUUUUUAAAUGUUUUAAUGCCAACCAGAACGAAAAGUAGAAGUGAACUUCUGUGGACACAUUGAUCAUGUUUCGUAAGGAACUCGCGUGAGCAUUUUGUUAAGAUACAUACUCGUAUACUUAUGAAAUUUUCACUUUUUUACUGUAUUUUUUUAUAUACAUAUUUAUGUAAAUUAUUAGAUCAAACAUUUAAUUAUCCACAAAGUAUUUUUUUUAGAAAUCAGUUUUCAAUUUAGUAUUAUUUACGAUCAAGUACUGUUUUGUCAUUAAAAGUAUUUUAUAUUCUAUUUAAAAAAAUAGAAUACCAAACGUGCUAAGGAACUCAUUGACAAAAAUAAUUCAGCAGUUCUGGUCAGAAAAUAGGACAUUCAUUAUAAAAUUGUCACUAAUAAUAAUAAUUAUAGUAACAAAAAAUAAAUUAUAAUUAUGACUUUAUUAUAAUAUGUAUUUUCACAAAUCUGUCUUUAUCUAUAUUGUAUAUGUAUUUUGGAAUGAGAUGACAGAACUAAUAUAAUAUUAAUGUUAAAAUUAUGUUUAUAUAUGAAUAUUAGCUGUAUCUAUCGUAUUUUUGUGCCUCUAUAAAUAUGUUAUAUGGCGUUUGCAGUUAUACAUGAUCAUUUACAGCCACAUCUCGACACACCUUGCAUUGUGUAUUAUUGAACGCAAUAAUUCAUUUUUAGUGUGAUAUUAUCUCUUUCGCUUUACUGACAGAUACUACGCAAGCACAGUGCCAGUUAAUAAUACUGUAAACAAUGAUGGUAGAAGAAAUAACAUGAAUAGUUUAAAAAACUAAAAAACACGCUUGAUACCCAUAUUAUAGGGAUGCAUUUCAAAUAGCCUGUCCGCCAUAUUGGAUUUAAGUCAUGUAACUAUUUUUUCCGUAUUCCUGACGGCAAACUCUUUCAUUUGAUAUCCAUAUCAUGGGGGUGGAUUUCAAACAGCCAGUCCGCCAUCUUGGGGAGGCCGCUAAUAUAAGCGUGUUGAAAAGAGGUAUCGUUUUCUUCUAACAUCAUUGACUGUAAAUGAUCACCCUAACUAUAAGCAUAAGAAUUAAAUACCCUUAUCUUUGCCCUCGUCUGCUAUUCAUUUGGGAUAAAAAGUAUUAAGUUGCCUUUGAUAUAGUUCAUACUUUCCUAGAUUUUGUGUGAAAAAUGUCUGGCUGCAAUAUAACUAGGCAACCUAUUUGCAAUGUAAUUAUAAGAACCUUUCAGAGAUUCUCAUUUUCCUUUAGGCCUGAGAUAGGCCUCCAUCAAGUUUUUCGACAGUUCACGAUCCCAUACAGAUUUUGCCCAAGUACUCCCUGUCCCUGUUAUCAGUCUUAUUUCGUCCGCCCAUCUCUGUUUCGGCCUUCCUCUUCGCUUUUGCAUAUAUAUGUGACUUGUAUACCAUAGUCCGUUUUCUCCAUUUUUCUGUACCUCUUGAUUGUGUGGCCUGCCCACUUCCAUUUUCAAUGUAUCACUGUGAAUCUUUUAUUUCUUAUCAUUAAUAAAUAACAGAUGAGGGUGUAUUUUUCUAAUGCCGGAUCAUAGACCAAAUAUAAUAGUUGUAAUGCGAUACAAAACGGUAGUAAAUAAGGGUGUCGUUCUUAGAAUAACCAUGUGUACUGUGACUGCCACUACCUUGAUAUUUGAUAUUUUGUUCAAUGCAUACUCAUUUAUGAAUUUUUUUGGACGUAUCCAUACACUGAUAGCGUUGACGCUUGUAUGGUGGGUAGGAAGCAUUUAAAACAGAUAUUAAUUCCUACAAGUGCAGAAAUGGAACGAUUCAUAUCUGCCAAUAUCAUUUUACUAUUACUACUCCGUAUUAUCUCAUUAAGUGUAAUCCAAAUUUCUUUGCUAGGUCAAUAUUUUAUCGAAACUAAUCCCGAUCGUAUUUAUUUUCUAAUUUAUUAUAACCACCGUAUUAUAGAUCGUGAAUAUUAAGGACUGUCAUGUCUCCACCACAUGUGUUCCACAUUCCACGUGUUGCCCGUAGGCCUACCAAUAAUCAUCAUAAGGGCAUAUGGAAAUGUUUUAUUUUACUAUAGCCUAGCCUUUUAACUAACAUUUUUCUUCAUUUACAAGUCGUUCAUAAGCAAAUGUUUAUUUUCCUAAUCUCGUUUUGUCAGAUUUACUUAAAGCUUCCGAUCGGUCUGUUAUCUUUUUUUUUUGAUUAAAGUAUAUUAAAAACAAUUUUCAUUUUUACAAAACCUAUUCAAAGUUUGUCACAUUAAAGUAGAAUAAAAUAUUGUUAGUAGGCUUACAGGCUACAUAUAAGUUUUGCGCCUUUCUAUCAUUAAAAAUAUUAAUAGAAAUUGUCGCUUUUAAAAUUAUUUUGUUUUAAUUAUAAUUUUUAUGUAGGUACUACUACUACUUAUAGGAACUUACACCUGACUGAUAGUUUUAGAUUAAGUCUCCUCUUGAUUGGUGUAAAUAAUUAAAAUAUUGUUAAUAUACUCGUAACUAGUAAAUUCAUAAAACGCAUGCAUUAGACAUGCUUAUCAGGCACAAUUCUUAAAAAUCUGUGAUCUAUAUUGUUUUUUUUUUCAAUAACUUUAAUAAUAAUAAUAUUAGACUUAAGGAUUUAAUUUUCAGUGAAAAUGUUUUUAUAAUUUUUUAAUCAGUGCACCAAUUUUGUUUAUUCAUAAAUCCGAGACCAGAAAUAACUUAUAGUUUUAAGACCAUCUUAACAAAAGCCCUAUUUUUUUUCUAAUUUUUACAUUAUACUGGUGCCAUUGAACUAGCUACUUAAUUUUUAUAACCUUGUGUAAUAUUUUUAAUUAUACAAUAUUUUUAAAUACAAAGACUAAGUAAGUGACGAAUAAAUUAUAACAUUGA
This is a messenger RNA of Bicyclus anynana (squinting bush brown), 12264 nucleotides long. It is a transcript of the gene sdk, whose product is annotated as protein sidekick. Gene Ontology annotation, biological process: cell-cell adhesion. Gene Ontology annotation, molecular function: protein binding. The record is from RefSeq and is a predicted model, not a curated record. The transcript has 29 exons. Lineage: Eukaryota; Metazoa; Arthropoda; Insecta; Lepidoptera; Nymphalidae. Bases 514 to 7131 code for a protein of 2205 amino acids.